Molecule: messenger RNA, 1722 nt
Organism: Sparassis crispa
Lineage: Eukaryota; Fungi; Basidiomycota; Agaricomycetes; Polyporales; Sparassidaceae
Product: NAD-dependent malic enzyme
Exons: 10
Coding region: 1-1722 (573 amino acids)
Biological process (GO): malate metabolic process; pyruvate metabolic process
Cellular component (GO): mitochondrion
Molecular function (GO): malate dehydrogenase (decarboxylating) (NAD+) activity; NAD binding
Source: RefSeq, a predicted model, not a curated record
AUGGUCGUAUCCGACAACGAGCAAUUCCGUGUCGCCUUACGCGGCGAAGCCAUCCUCACCCAUCCGAGAUGGAACAAGGGGACUGCCUUCACUCGCAAAGAGCGCAAGGCCCUUGGGCUCACUGGACGCCUUCCUGACCGCGUCAACUCUCUCGACGAGCAGUGUGACAGAGCCUACGACCAGUAUCUGUCCCGCGAUGCGCCCCUCAGAAAGAACACGUUCCUGCAGAGCAUGCGCGACCAGAACUGGGUGCUGUACUAUUCGUUAAUCUCGAGGCAUCUGAGGGAGAUGAUACCGAUUAUCUAUACCCCGACCGAGGCCGAAGCAAUCUCGAAUUACUCUCACCUGUUUCGCAGGAGCGAGGGUCUCUACCUCACCUUUUCGCACCAAGACUCCAUGGAAGAAGACUUCCUGGAGCAGACAAGAGGACGUCAUAUUGACUUGGUCGUUUGUUCUGAUGCCGAAGCGAUCUUGGGCAUUGGCGAUCAGGGUGUCGGGGGCAUAGGCAUCUCGACUGCGAAAGCGGCUAUAUACACCUUACUCGCAGGCAUGGAUCCUUCCAAGACCCUAAGCGUGACACUGGAUGUCGGGACGGACAAUAAGGACCUGCUCAACGAUCGUCUGUACGUUGGAUGGCCCCACAACCGCGUCCGUGGAGAGGAGUAUGACAAAUUCCUUGACAAAUUCGUACAGCUAGUCCGCAAGUAUCAUCCCCAUAGCCUGCUCCAUUUCGAGGACUUCGGCGUGUCCAAUGCGGAGAGGCUGCUCGACAUCUACCGUGACCAACACGCAGUCUUUAACGAUGACGUCCAAGGGACUGGAGCGGUGACGCUCGCAUGUGUCAUGUCUGCCGCCGGCGUGACCAAGUCCACUCUGGCCGACCAGCGGAUCGUCAUUUACGGUGCAGGCACCGCGGGGCUGGGUAUCGCGCGGCAGCUGCGGGACGGCAUGGUCACGCUCGACGAUCUCCCCCGCGAGGAGGCAAACAAGCGCUUCUAUCUGCUCGACCGCUUCGGGCUGAUCAAGGACUCCCUCGGGCCGGACAAGAUUCGCGAGGACCUGCGGGAGUUCGUCCGGGCAGAUGCGGAGUGGGAGGACGUCCCCACGAACGUGCGGGGCGAGAUCGGCUUGCUGGAGGUGGUGCGCAAGCUCAGGCCGACGGUGCUCAUUGGGUGCUCCACACAAGCAGGAGCUUUUACGGAGGAAGUCGUGAAGGAGAUGGCGAAGGGCACCGAGAGGCCGAUCAUUCUCCCGCUUUCGAACCCGAGCAGGCUGCAUGAGGUCACGCCGCAGCAGGCGAACGACUGGACGAACGGGAAGGCGCUGCUGGCGACGGGGAGCCCGUUCCCUCCGUGCAAGAUGCCGAAUGGGAAGGACUACGUCAUCGCAGAGUGCAAUAAUGCACUAAUAUAUCCAGGCCUGGGAUUCGGGGCUAUGCUUGCGCAAUCCCGCACACUCACGGACACGAUGAUCAUCGCGGGCACCCGGCGACUCGCGUCCCUCGCCCCUGCUUUGAAAGACCCCGACGACGCGUUGCUUCCUGACUUCGGCGAUGCGCCCGAGGUAAACUUUGAAGUUGCUAUAGCGGUAGCCGAGCAAGCAAUCGAAGAGGGCAGUGCAGGUGUGGAUUGGAAGAAAGAGGAGGUGCGCGACAAGGUGAGGGAAAGGCAGUGGAAGCCAAUCUAUGGCGAGUAUGUCUACGACCCGCAAGGCGAUUCCUGA